This is a messenger RNA of Solanum pennellii, 1824 nucleotides long. RefSeq lists its product as uncharacterized. The transcript has 3 exons. Lineage: Eukaryota; Viridiplantae; Streptophyta; Magnoliopsida; Solanales; Solanaceae. The record is from RefSeq and is a predicted model, not a curated record. Bases 1 to 1824 code for a protein of 607 amino acids.
AUGGUGGAAAAUGGCAUCAAGUCUGGAAAGAUUGUAAGUCAAGCUGCCUUAAAAGCCACAACACAAGUGCUUCAAAAUGGUUCUGGAAAUAUCGGAGGAAAGAAGAGAAGGGAGGAUGUGACCACUAUUGUAUCAGCACCUAGGACUCAUGUUCUAGGUAAUUCCCCACAACACUAUUUUCCUUCCCAAGCUCCACAAUAUUCUAUGCCAUACACUCCAUAUCAUGUUUUUAAUGCACAACCAAUUGCACCCCCUUCUUAUCCACAAUGGCGUGCACCAACUCCACAAAAUCAUCCACCACCCCCACAAGUUCAUCAAAACACUGCUAGAAUUCCUUUCCGUCCUAGACCACAAUACAAAAAGGGAAAUGGCGUUAAAGGUGAGUUCACUCCUAUUGGGGAGUCGUAUGCUAGCUUGUUUCAAAAAUUAAGGACGUUGAAUGUUUUGAGUCCUAUUGAGAGAAAGAUGUCGAAUCCUCCCCCGAGAAAUUUGGAUUAUUCUCAACACUGCGCAUAUUGUUCUAAUGCCCCAGGGCACAACAUAGAGAGAUGUUGGUAUUUGAAAAGGGCCAUUCAGGAUUUGAUCGAUUCUAAUCGAAUUAUAGUUGAAAGUCCGAGUGGACCCAACAUCAAUCAAAAUCCAUUGCCGAGGCAUACUGAAACAAACAUGCUGGAAAUGAUGAAGGGUCAUGAAGAGUUUGCAUCUCCGUAUAAGCAAAUCCUUAGGGUUGGAACUGGCAUUGAGAUGUCAGCAAAUGUUGUUGAUUUAACAAAAAUGAUGCCUUUAAGGGCGGAAAAUGUGUUAGAAAAGUUGAGUCCAUCAAACACACCCAUCUUAACUAUGAAAGGAGCCCUUGAAGAUGUUUGGGCAAGCCCGAGUAAGGCAAAAUUGUUUGUUCCAAAAGGGCAAAACAAGCCUAUCUUGAUCGUGAGAGGGGCCCAUAUUCCUCCUGUGAUUAUCAGGCCAGUAUCCCAGCUCCCAAUGAAUAACCCCAAAGCUAUUCCUUGGAAUUAUGAGCCUACUGUCGUGACAUACAAGGGAAAAGAAAUUGAUGAACAAAUAGAUGAAGUAGGAGGAAUAACCCGUUCCGGAAGAUGUUAUGUCCCGAUGGAAUUAAGGAAAACUAAAAAUGACCAAAUACAAAUAAAGAGUCCGGUCACUGAAGGAGAGGCAGAGGAAUUCCUAAGGAAGAUGAAACUAUCAGACUACUCCGUGGUGGAACAAUUAAGAAAAACUCCAGCCCAAAUCUCUUUGUUGUCUUUGCUAAUACAUUAUGAUGAACAUCGUAAGGCUGUAAUGAAAAUUUUGAAUGAAUCACAUGUUCCUAGUAAAGUUACAGUGAGUCAGUUAGAGAAGAUUGCUGGGAGAAUAUUUGAGAAAUUGAAUGUUAGUGCUGAAAGGGCCCGACCCAACAAUGUAUGUGUUAGAGCUUUUGAUGGGUCAAAAAUAGAUGUUAUUGGUGAGAUAGAGCUCGUACCAACCAUAGGGCCUGUGGAUCUCGCUGGGAGGCCAUGGGUGCAUAGGGCUGGAGCAGUCCCCUCAAUGUUGCAUCAAAUGAUUAAGUUUGAAUACGACCGACAAGAGGUAAUUGUUCAUGGUGAGGGGGAUUUGUCAAUCUACAAAGACUCUUCCUCCCCUUUUAUCAAGGCGGAUAAUGAGAAUGAGGCACUAGUUUAUCAAGCUUCUGAGGUAGUGGUUAUUGAGCAUGUCCCCGAGGGGAGUGUCAUUUCAAAACCAAAUAUGCCCAUCGCGUCUGUAAUGGUGGUGAAUGAAUUGCUGAAACAUGGGUUUGUGCAAGGGAGAGCUUAUCCUGUGAGUCUAUGA